AUGGGAUUGAAAAUUUUGCUUGUUAACGGUUCUCACCCUUUUGGUCACAGCCAGGGCAAAUUAAGCGAAACGCUUCAAGGUGUUGCCAAUGAGACUUUGACGGGUUUAGGCCAUACAGUUCAUGAGACAAUUGUUACCAAAGGCUAUGUUAUUGAAGAAGAGAUUGAAAAGUUUGCUUCUUCUGACGUUGUCCUCUAUCAAUUUCCCGGAUGGUGGAUGGGUCUUCCCUGGCCUUUAAAGAAAUACAUUGACGAAGUCUUUACUGUAGGAUUCGGAAAGCUCUUUGCAAGCGACGGCCGUUCUCGUACAAGUCCUACCAAGAACUAUGGUAAAGGUGGUCUUUUGCAUGGUAAAUCUUACAUGCUUUCCACUACCUGGAAUGCUCCCUUUGAGGCCUUCCACGAGUUUGGAAAUUUCUUUGAUGGCCGUGGCGUCGACAAUGUCUUGUACCCUGUUCAUAAGGCUCACGAGUUUUUGGCAAUGACCUCGUUACCUUCCUUCACGGCGAACGAUGUCAUUAAAAACCCUCAGGUAGAGUCUUAUAUAUCCGCUUAUAAGCUCCAUUUACAAAAAGUUCUGCCUGCUUAUUAG
Messenger RNA from Schizosaccharomyces osmophilus, 591 nucleotides. Its product is annotated as FAD binding oxidoreductase, implicated in cellular detoxification. Lineage: Eukaryota; Fungi; Ascomycota; Schizosaccharomycetes; Schizosaccharomycetales; Schizosaccharomycetaceae. The transcript has a single exon. The record is from RefSeq and is a predicted model, not a curated record. The coding region runs from base 1 to 591 and encodes 196 amino acids.